This is a messenger RNA of Rotaria sordida, 3021 nucleotides long. Lineage: Eukaryota; Metazoa; Rotifera; Eurotatoria; Philodinida; Philodinidae. The record is from the annotation of a GenBank genome assembly.
AUGGAAACAACCUCGAUGGACACUCGACAACUUCAUUCAAGUCAACAAGAGGCGAUGAAGAAAAUAGCUGAAUUUUCAGGGGAAGCUAAUGAAACUGAUAUUGACGAAUGGUUAUUUGAUUUAAACAAUUUAUUUUCAUUAAUGAAAUUAAAAGAUGAAACAAGAAUUCUUGAAACGAUGAGCAAAUUAACAGGACCAGCAUUACGAUGGUAUCAAGACAAUUUACGAUUAUUCACCAACUGGAGUGAUGCUGAAAAAGCAUUACGAGAUCGAUUUAAAGAAUUUACAUCAAACAGUCAAUUAAUACAAGAAUUUUUUUAUAUUCGUCAAGAAGAAAACCAAUCUGUUAUAUCAUUUUACGAGAAUGUUAUUCGAAAAUAUAGAAAGUUUCAACAAUUUAUUACUGAACAACAAGUUAUUACGGUAUUACAGAAUGGUGUUAAAAACUCAUUAAAAGAACAUUUAAUUCGUAACGAAAAAGAAAUUAAAAAACCUGAACAAUGGUUGCAAAUUGCAAGAGAAGAAGAAUAUAUACAAAAACGAAUUCAACAAAAAAUUAAUGCUCUAUAUUAUGAACCAAAAAAUUCACCAUUUUUUGUACAUACAUUACCAACAGCAACAAUUCAACCAACAUCAACAAAUGUUCACUCAUCAAAUCAACAACCAUGGACGUCACGUCAUUAUUAUAAAAAACAACAUCAACAUCAACAACAAUUAACAUUAACACGUAAUCGAACAUAUCCAACACAAAAUAAUUAUAUGACUCUUAACCAAAAUCAAAAAACUUAUGCAAAAAAGGAAACUCAACAAUCAACUCCAUCACUUAUUGAUACUGGAUCGGCCAUCACUAUUAUACAUCAACAUCUAUUAAAUGAUAUACCACAUAAAAAAUUAAUACCAAAAACAAUAAAUCAUUUAUCUGCAAAUUGCUCAACAUUAAAUAUUAUUGGUGAAAUACCUUUAGAAAUAAAUGUCAAUGGAAUAAAAACAACAAUUAUUGCCGAUGUUACAACAAAUCUUGUUACAAAUUUAAUAUUAGGUAGUGAUUGGAUUCAAUCAAACAAUGUUUAUAUUCUUACACCUGAACAACGAAUUAUGAUCCGAAGUCGAGGUAAAGAAGUAUCAACUCCUUUUGCUACACCACCUCUUCUAAAUUAUCCAGCUAUUCUUAUUAAUUAUAUUACUCUUCUUCCUUUUUCAGAAAAAAUAGUAGAAGCAAAAGUUCAACCCAACAAUAUGACUGAUGUAUUAUUUGAACCAAAUCCGCGAUUAAAAAAUAAAGCAUUAUUUACUGCCAAUGCAUUACUCAAUAUUGAAAAUAGAACAAUAAAAAUUAGUAUAAUUAAUGCAACCAAUCGACAACAAACGCUUUCCAAAGGAACCAAAUUAGGUAUAGUGACACAAGUAUCUUCUACAAUUGGUGUCACCAUACCAUCAAAUUAUUUAACAGAACGCAUUCCGGAAGGAAAAGCGUGUAAAGAGCUCAUUCCUGAAGGGAAAGGAGCGAAUAAAUCAAACAAAUUAAAUUUUAAUAAUAUGAUGACUACAACAUUACAUGGGAAACAACAUCAAUGUCGUGAAUGUUAUCGAAAUUUUAAUACUGGCAAUGAAUUAUUUAAACACCUUAGAAACAAAUGUUAUCCUGAAGAAAUUAGACAACAAAUAAACAAAUUAGCUGAACAUAUUAGUGAUGAUAAACAACGAGAACAAAUUUUGAAAAUUUUAUGGAAAUAUGGAAAAUUAUUUGAUAUUAGAAGACCAUCAAAGAUUGACAUUAUUUUAAAAAAUGCUAUCGACACGGGUUCACAUCGGCCAGUCCACACUCCACCAUAUAGAAAAUCCAACAAAGAUCAAGAAAUCUUAAGGAAAGAAACAGAAAAAUUAUUAAAAAAUGGAAUUAUUGAACAUUCAACAUCUCCAUGGUCUUCACCAGUCGUAUUAGUAAAAAAGAAGGAUGGAACAACAAGAUUUUGCGUCGAUUAUCGUCGCUUAAACCAAAUUACAACAAAAGAUGCUUUUCCAUUACCAAGAAUUGAUGAUAUUUAUGACCAAUUAACAAAAGCAGCAUAUUUUACAAAAUUCGAUUUCAAAGCAGGUUAUUUUCAAGUACCAUUAGACAAAUCAGAUCGACCAAAAACAGCAUUUUCAACUCGAGAUGGACACUUUCAAUUCAAAGUAUUACCUCAAGGACUUACUAAUGGACCACCAACAUUUCAACGUAUUGUUAAUCAAAUAUUAGGUCCAAAUCGAUGGAAACAUGUACUCGCCUAUAUCGAUGAUAUUAUUAUUUACUCACAAAACUUUAAUGAACAUUUAAAACACAUUGAAGAAGUAUGUUCAUUAUUAAAGGAAGCAAAUUUUAAAUUAAAUGUCGAAAAAUGUGAAGUUGCAAGAACAGAAAUAUUAUUUCUUGGACAUGUAAUUAAAGCCGGUACUAUUAAACCUGAUCCUGACAAUAUUCGUGGUCUGACCGAAACACAAGAACCAACAUCUGCUGAAGAAGCCUUUAGAUUUGUAAAAGCAGCAGAAUAUUACAGAAAAUUUAUUCCAAAAUUUUCUACAAUUGCUGCACCAUUACAUAAAUAUUCUCCAGCAACAUUACAACAACAAAAGAAUAAUAAAAAAUUAAAAUUUGAAUUAUCUGCUGAAGCUAGAAUAGCAUUCCAUCAACUCAAGAAAAUAUUAACAACUGAUCUUAUUCUUGGUUUACCUGAUGAUACACUACCAUUCAAAUUACAAACUGAUGCUUCAACAGAUGGAAUUGGUGCUGUUUUAUUACAAAUUACUCCUAAUGGUGAUCGACCAUUAGCAUACAUGUCAAAGAAAUUAACAAAAACACAAACUAAUUGGCCAACAAUCGAACAAGAAUGUUAUGCAAUAGUACAAGCAAUAGACAAAUGGGACAAAUAUCUUCGUGGCCAUGAAUUUAUAUUAGAAACUGAUCAUGAACCGUUAGUUCAUUUUACAAACAAAGAACAAUUAAAUAAAAGAUGUGAACGAUGGCGAUUAAAAUUAGCUUAA